Molecule: messenger RNA, 2781 nt
Organism: Anguilla anguilla (European eel)
Lineage: Eukaryota; Metazoa; Chordata; Actinopteri; Anguilliformes; Anguillidae
Product: tripartite motif-containing protein 16-like
Exons: 6
Coding region: 405-2066 (553 amino acids)
Molecular function (GO): zinc ion binding; protein binding
Source: RefSeq, a predicted model, not a curated record
AGGUGCACUGGGCCCAGGAGCGUCCCGCGGCUGCAGUGGCUGCUCCCAUGUAGAGUCUUGUGCCAUUGUUAGGCUGGUCUAACUAAUCUCUCUCUCCGUCUCCGUAUUUUCGAACAGCACGCUAAAGAGCGCAUAAACAGAGAGUCUGACUGAGAACGAACGCCUGAGUCAGUCCAGACUGAGAGCUGUGAGCAGCCGUGCAGUGAGAGAGACUGAGUGUUUUACGAGCUGCUGAAAGUCUGCUCUCUCUAUCUACACUCCCUGAUCUGCUCAGCCUGGCCUCAGAACAAAACACCACGCCUCCAGCAGCUGUGGGCUGAACCAGGAAGUCACUCCCACUCUCUCUGUCACGCAGUUUCAGAGAAACGAAACUUAACUCUGUCUCUGUCAGUGUGAGCAGUAAAAUGGCUGAAGGUGGAGGUUUACUGGAUCAGGACCAGUUCAGCUGUGCGAUUUGUCUGGAUCUACUGAAGGAUCCGGUGACUACUGCCUGUGGACACAGUUUCUGUUUGGGCUGUAUUAAGGGCUGCUGGGAUCAGGAUGAUCAUACUGGUGUUUACAGCUGUCCCCAGUGCAGAGAGACUUUCACCCCAAGGCCUGUUUUUAAAAAAAGCACUAUGCUGGCUGAAGUGGUGGAGAAACUGAAGAAGACAGGACUCCAAGCUGCUCCUCCUGCUCACUGUUACGCUGGACCUGGAGACGUGGCGUGUGAUGUCUGCACUGGGAGAAAGCUGAAAGCCGUCAAGUCCUGUCUUGCUUGUCUGGCCUCUUACUGUGAAACUCACCUCCAACCUCACUAUGAAUCUCCUGCCUUUAAGAAGCACAAACUGGUGGAAGCCACUGGAAACCUGCAGGAGAAGAUCUGCUCUCAUCAUGACAAACUGCUGGAGGUUUACUGUCGUACUGAUCAGCAGUGUAUCUGUUAUCUGUGUACGAUGGAUGAACACAGAGGCCAUGAUACAGUCUCAGCUGCAGCAGAAAAGACUGAGAAACAGAAGCAGCUGGGGGCGACACAGAGUAAAUUCCAGCAGAGAAUCCAGGAGAGAGAGAAGGAGCUGCAGGACCUGAGACAGACUGUGCAGUCAAUCAAGCGCUCUGCGCAGGCAGCAAUGGAGGACAGUGAGAGGAUCUUUACUGAGCUGAUCCGCUCCAUUGAGAGAAGGCGCUCUGAGGUGAAAGAGCUGAUCAGAGAUCAGGAGAAGGCUGCAGUGAGUCGGACUGAAGGACUCCUGGAGCGACUGGAGCAGGAGAUUGCUGAGCUGAGGAGGAGAGACGCUGAGCUGGAGCAGCUUUCACACACAGAGGAUCACAUCCAUUUCCUCCAGAGCUGUCAGUCUCUCUGUGUCCCUCCUGGACCUGAAGACUUGCCCAGCAUCACUGUCAGUCCACACAUCUCUUUUGAGGCUGUGAGAAAAUCUGUUUCUGAACUAAAAGAGCAACUGGAGGACUUCUGCAAGGUGGAACUGGUCAAAAUUUCUGAAUCAGUGAAAGAAGUCCAUGCUGUAGAGCCCAGGACCAGAGAGGAUUUCUUACAGUAUUCCUGUCAGCUCACACUGGACCCCAACACAGCGCAUAAAUGCCUCCAUCUGUCUGAGGGGAACAGAAAGGUGACCCGUGUGGAAAAGAUCCAGUCAUAUCCUGCUCAUCCAGAGAGAUUUGAGCUCUGGGCCCAAGUGCUGUGCAGAGAGGGUCUGUCUGGACGCUGUUACUGGGAGGCUGAGUGGAGUGGGGAUGAGGUUUCUAUAGCAGUGUCAUAUAAAGAGAUCAGCAGGAAUGGGCGGAUUAAUAACUCUGCUCUGGGAGAGAAUAACAAGUCCUGGAAUUUGUGCGGCUCUUCCGCCGAUUACACUUUCUGGCACGAUGCUGAGAGCACUGAAAUCCCUGCCCCCCCCUCCUCCAGAAUAGGAGUGUACCUGGAUCACAGGGCAGGAACUCUGUCCUUCUACAGCGUCUCUGACACAAUGACCCUCCUGCACAGAGUCCAGACCACAUUCACUCAGCCCCUCUAUCCUGGGUUUGGGGUUUGGAGAGUUGGAUCCUCUGUAAAACUGUGUGAUCUGGGAUGAGGCAGAGGGAAGAUCAGAUGUAAUCAGAGUGAGAGAAAAACACUGCAGUGAAAUACUGAGAUGUAAAUAAAAUAUUAAAUUUCAGGGUCUGUUGAGGGGCUCGAACAUUGGGAACAUUAAUUUAACAGCAGGCGCAACAUUUUUUAAAAGUGUUUUUUUAGAGAAUUUUUUAUUUGAACAUCAUGUAAAAUAAGAAAAAUAAAAACAUAACUGGAAGAGACUUCAACGUCAUUCCUCCAAACUCGUCCUGACAUAAUCGACAGUCCCAGAUAUUCCACUGGACUGCAGGAGGAUGUGACACCAAAUGGACAGGUCCACAAACAUGACUGCCCAUUCCAAAGAAAAAAACCUGAAAAUCUGGGAUCAAAAACUGAAGAGAGGUAAAGCUGGAAUAAGACGGUAAAUAUGUGGGUUUAGAAAAUAGGAUCCUCUGCUUUCAUUUCUGCUUCUUCCACAUGGGAAUUUUAUAAAUGCUUUGUAAUGAUCACACUGUUUGUAGAAAGUCCUUCUGUAGUUUAUGUUCAGGUGUCCCUCGUACCAAUGUGACGCUGGCCUGCCUUAAAAUAGGAUGGGUUAUUGUAAUGUCUUUAAGAAGCGGAUUUCAGUACAGAGUAGAAGUGCUAUGAUUCAAAUAAGUUAUAAAUGUAUCAUGUAUGUUUUGUUGGGCGUUGUUCUGUAAGACUUUUUGACCUUCAAUAAAAACUCCUUUACAAAC